AAGUUGUCAUAACAGAAGCAAACAGGGAAGUGGGUAGAAGUUUUUGUACCACUUUAGUUUUUGACGUGUGUUACUUCUUUUUUUUAAAAAAAGGACUCUUAAAACUAUGGGUUCUUCUCAAAGUGUAUUUACUGAACAGGAGCUGGAAGAGUAUCAGGAGCUUACAUACUUCACUAAAAAGGAGAUACUGCAUGUUCAUAAAUGCUACAGACAACUUGACCCAGCAUCUGUUGACACGGACAGAAAUGCAAAAUUGCCAAUUGAGAAAAUCAGAGAUAUUUCUGAGCUGAAGGUGAACCCCUUCAGUGACAGGAUCUGUAAGGUGUUCUCUUCUAGUGGAGAUGGACAGAUGACAUUUGAGGAUUUUCUUGACAUGAUGUCUGUGUUCAGUGAUGCUGCUCCCAAAUCUGUCAAAGUGGAAUAUGCCUUCAGAAUCUAUGACUUUGAUGAGGAUGACAUGAUCUCAGAAGAAGAUGUGAAGGAAGUUGUGAACCGCCUGACCGGAGACCAAAGACUCUCGGAUGAUCAGCUGAACCAGCUGGUCAAAAAUAUAUUUGAUGAAGCUGAUCUUGAUGCCGAUGACUCCUUGUCUUUUGCGGAAUUUGAGCAUGUCAUCUCAAAAGCUCCCGAUUUUGUGAACUCCUUUCGAAUUCGCCUGUAAACAAGACUGGAUCACAUAUCACAGGAGACUACAUAUGACCAAAGACGAAUUUUUUCUUUUUUUUGACAGCAGAUACUUGCUUACAUGUCUAUAAUCAUGUUUGUUGUGAACUCUUGAUCUGCAUAAUUAGAGUAUUAUCUAUGCAUUUCUGCUUUCUUCUUUUGAGAAAGUUCCCAAAGUAAUGCGUCUUUCAAAAUAACCAAAGUAUUGUAACUAUUAUUCAAUGGUUCAGGAUGGCCUGAUAGUAAAACCCAAUGUUUAAUUGGCAUCUGUAUGUCUCAUGCUAUUUCUACUGCUUCAAAGGAUACCAAAAUAAUUCUACACACACACUGAUUUCACAACUGAGGUAUUCUCUGAAGACAGUUACAGAUUCGUGUAAGGUUGUGGAUAACUUAGACAUCACAUUUUUUAUUUUAUGUAGUGUGUCACAUUUUAAAUGGGUGCCUACAUAUGUUUUCAUGUAAUGUGACAUGUUUUAGAUGGGUGCCGACAUAUGUUUGCAUGUAAUGUGACACGUUUUAGAAGGAUGCCUACAUGUGUUUUCAUGUAAUGCAACACGUUUUAUAAGGGUGCCUACAUAUGUUUUUAUUUAAUGUGACAUGUUUUAGAUAGUUGUAUACAUAUGUUUUAAUAUAAUGUGGUAAACAUUUUAGAUGCACAUUUUCAUAGUUUUCAUUUAAUAUAGCAGGUUUUAUAUGCAUGCAAUUGUAUACAACCAGAAAUUAAUAUUUUCAUUUAAUGUUGCAUACAUUUUAAAUUCAUCACACAAUGACAGCAAUUUUCCUCUACACAUUUAUUAGAUAAAGGGUAUUUGCUUUAAUUUAACCAGAAAGACUAAUGAAAAGGUAUGUGAAAAUUAUCUCUUUUCUAAAGCAAUUGAUGCAAGAAAAAAUAAGAUUUUUUUUGUUUUUUUACCUUAAGUGUAAAAUAGUUUGGUUAGACUGAUUACUUGAAACUGCAUUUUUGCAAUAAAAUUCGGUUUAGGCUUUUUCACAGUCUGUAUUUUACCAAAAACAACAUAUUCCUUCAUGUAAGGGUCUACUGUGUUUUCCAUCGAAUGCAUAGAAAGCCAGUUAGGCUUUGUUGUGUGUUUAGGAGGGAUAACUAUACUAGCUAUCUCUAGCGGGCCCAGGGGAAUGAUCAUGGUUAUCCGGGGCUAGAGCUGUGGGCUUCUGUCCCAUACAUCAUUAGUCCAAACAUGGUCACCUAGCCACACUGUGUAGGCGUUUCCAUGGAUUCUUAAUGUCUUGCACUGGGAAAGUUUGAAGGGGAGAUUUUGUUUCUGUAUCCCUAUAGAUCACGUGACCUAUAGAAUCAGUAUUUUUGCUCCAGCUUCGGAAGUCUGGAAAUACAUUAAGUUGUUUAAAUGAUUUCUUGUGUUCAUUUUUUGCUCUAGGUGGGAUCUUAUUUGAUAAUUUUUACUUAGUUCAAAACUUUGAAAUUAAUCUCCAGUUGCGUUUUUGUUUUCAUCAGUAUUAAAAUGGAUUGAGGCACUGAGCAGUAAGCUGUUGAAAGUGUGUUUGAUGUGAAAAUAGGCUUAUAUAGAUUUCAAUGUAUUUGAUGUUUAUUUUUCUAGAAAUCCUACAUAUCCUGUUGUUACCUGUUGUACUUUAAAAAAUUGUUUUCUGGGACCUAAGUAUUUCAGAUCGGGGUUAAGUUUUGGUAGUGUCGAAAUGUCAGGGAAUUGUCUGUUACAGUUUUAGUUACAGACUACAUUAAGUUACGUCACCGUAUAUUAAGUCGUGCAAGGACCGCUAUGAAAACACUAGCGGCACGAAAGAGGUUCUGUCAAUGUUUGAUUUUGAUGAGGCAAUAAUUAAGCUGGUUCUGUUCGACAUGACGCUUUCAUUGCAUGGUUACCUCCCUUUGAGGAUAACAGCCUGCAACUUUUUGGUAUAUACGCAAGGUUGGCAGAAUUUUCAGCCAUCGACCCAAGCCCACGUGCAUCUGAACAGGUGCUGCAGCAGUUUGUCAUGGCGUCAUGACAAAAAUUACCGGGCAAACACGCCUAGACAAUAAUAAGUUUGCAGUCACUUACGUUCAUAGCAUCCUUACCAGUAGAUUCACCACAAGGAGGUCCACAGCAAUAAUAGCUUAUUUCUAAAGCCGCAUAAUCGCGUGAUACUUUGGUAAUGGUCAGACUUACCCACCGUACAGCCAACUCGACAUAUUUGACAAAACAGGUGGUAGCUUUCUGGCGUUGGGAUGAGGGUAAUCUUUGGCCGAGAAAAAAUUUGCUAAACCUGUAACGUUAUAGUAAUCUCCAGACUAAGUGGAUACCAACAUUUUGCUCCAAUAUGACGUGCUGCGAUAAUUUGUCCACACAUUUUGUGAUGUGCUUUGUUGCUAUAUUCCAAAUGCUUAUUACAAGCUAAUAAUUUAUCGUGAUAAAACAAGUUACUAAAAUUUUCCAGUAAGACUUAUUAUAAGUAUAUUAUAAGUGAUCUUAUUAUCGCAUAUGCAUUUUGAACAUAGCUGUCUGAGGUUAAUUUUCUACAUUUUUUAUAAAGCUCGUACAAUAAUUUCUUAUCAAUUUUCACACGCUUUUAUUAUAACAUUUAUACAAAUAAUGUUACAGUACCAUAGUUUUGGGUUUGUCUCAUGAAUAAAGUAAGGUAUCUCUUGAGUUACGUCAAUCAGUUUUGUUCAUAUAUGAUUUGGAAUACUAUCACAUUGAAAAGGCUGGUUUAUCGUCACUAUCCUGAUUAAUAUCUGUUUACAAACUAGAACUAAGGUUUGGUUCUUUUCUUCCUCGACCUUAAACCCGGCACAGCCAGGUGGAGAAUGUUGCAUCCUUGUAUAUGCCAGCAUUUGUCUUCACGUUGGGGAAUAUUCCAUAUCAAGGAACGAAGCAGUGUGUGUAUGUUCAACGGGCUAUGGCUUGCUUAAUGUCUGGGAUAUGUAUGCCAGUCAUGCUUAUUUGAGUGAAUUUACUUUGGUUAUGCUUGUAGAAAAUUUUAUAAUUUUCUAGCUGAGCGCCUAGGAAAGGAGAAACAAACAGUAUUUAGCAUGACCCGACGAGGGUUUGAUCUCGUGCAAGUCUUCCGACUUCGAGGCGGACGUUCCAACCAUUAGGCCACCGAAGCGGUCUAAGUGACGCAGAGGUGUCAGUUUAUAAACGUAUAAGGAGGUUAUCUACGGUGUAUUAUUUACUUUAUGAUUUUAGACAUUGUCAUAAGCUAAAAAGUGACACAAUAUACGCUACAUAUAUUCUUCA
Messenger RNA from Liolophura sinensis, 3878 nucleotides. Its product is annotated as calcium and integrin-binding protein 1-like. The transcript is spliced from 7 exons. Gene Ontology annotation, molecular function: calcium ion binding; magnesium ion binding. The record is from RefSeq and is a predicted model, not a curated record. NCBI's taxonomy places the organism in Eukaryota, Metazoa, Mollusca, Polyplacophora, Chitonida, Chitonidae. The coding region runs from base 107 to 661 and encodes 184 amino acids.